Molecule: messenger RNA, 918 nt
Organism: Cotesia congregata
Lineage: Eukaryota; Metazoa; Arthropoda; Insecta; Hymenoptera; Braconidae
Source: the annotation of a GenBank genome assembly
AUGAUGGAUCAAUACAAAAUAGACACAAAUCAGCUGAUAUCUGAAAUUCACAAGCGACCAGCUCUUUGGAAUAAUAAAGAUGUACUUUAUCACAAUCGGGAUUCAACAAAUUCCAUGUGGACGGAGUUAUCAUCAAUGUUUAAAUGUCCAAAAGCUGUAUUGAAAUCAAAAUGGAAAGGUUUGCGAGAUACUUUUCGAGGAGAGUUAAAAAAAGAGCAGACACCAUGCAAAAAUAAAUAUUCGACUAGAAAUCGAGCAAUGUGGACCCACUACAAAAAUUUACUGUUCCUAAAAGACCAAAUGUUACCAAGACCGCCAAUUUGGGAGCGUGAAGAUAAUAAAAAUAACAAGUGCGUAAAAAGUAAAACUUACUGUAAUAAUAAUAAUCACAAGCAACUGAAAAAGUUGUUUAAUAUUGUUAUCGAGCGUAAAAAUUUAUCAUCGGUGAACGGCCAAAGUGUAAACCAGGAAGAACUUACUGAAGAUAUUGUUAAAAAGCCAAUAAAAAUAAAUUUAACAACGCCUGAUAAUGAGCCAUCAAGUAGAACAAUGCAUCCGGUUAUUGCCACUCCAGAUAACGAAUAUGUUGAGGCGAUUGUUAAAAAAGAGCCGAUUGACAUCGUGGAUAAUGGGGAGUAUCGAAAUAAUAUCGCUGAUAAUUACAACAAUGAAGAAGAAAGAGAAAUAAAUGGAAGUGAAGAAAUAUUUGAGACCGUAUUGCCGGAACAAGUGUUUCCAAGUUUUGCUGAAGCUUCAAUGGCCGAUCAAAAUCGUCAGGAUGAUAAUUACCACUUUUUAAUGAGUCUUUUGCCUCAUAUCAGAACAUUGCCAGCUGAGCGGCGAAUGUUACUAAGAAUCCAGAUGCAGGAACUUGUUUACAAGGAAGUCUACAAGAAGAAUAUAAACACAGAUUGUUAA